AACUAAACCAAGUAGGGGGAAAAUCUGACGCAGUGUUAAUCUAGGCGUUGCUGCUGUUUCACUCCCUCUUGAGCAGUAAGGACUAGUUUACGAGAGAUCACAGGCAGAGAGAUGAGCGAGGCACAAGGAUGAGACGUUGGCCGCUGUUUGAUUUCAUGCUUUGUUUUUUGAUAAUAGGACGCGAUUGGAUGCCACGAUACUAGAGAAUGUGCUGGCGAGGCCAGCCCAACCGCCUGUGUUCUAAAAUGGAUUUGAAAUUUCGGUAGGUUUCCCUGUUCAUUGUGCGGUCCGCGGCCGUAGAUAAAGAUGCGUAAAGCACUGCUUGCCAAGUCCAGUAUUGAUUCGAUUGAAAAGCAUGAUGUUUUCUUGUUCUUGCUCGAAAUGGAAUUACUGUCGUUUUCUCUGUUUGGAUUGUUCAUGAUAAGAACACUAAUCGAUGACACAAGGGCACCUAGACCACCAUAUUGCCAGGAUAAUUGAUGAUUCCUCCCAAUGAAAACAAGGAGGUGUCGGUCUGCAAAACCAUGGGGGACAAGGAGAACAAUCUCAAAACGGCUAAAUUGUGGAGAGAUGCUGCACUCCGCUCUAGGAAGCUGCGAAGCAACCUGCGACAACUCACCCUCUGCUCCCAAAACAGGGAGAAGAUCAUUCUACCUGAAAAUAUAAGCGAUAUAGAGGUACUCAAUCUGGGCAAUAACUCGUUGCACGAGCUACCAGAAGGAUUGGGGGCAACCCUCACAAACCUGCGUAGCCUUGUCCUCCGCAGGAAUAAAUUUGUCACAGUUCCUUUUGUGGUGUUUGAACUGGGUCCUCUUGUGGAGCUGGACAUGAGCCACAACUGCUUGGGCCACUUCUCUGAGGACAUAGGUCUGCUCAAGGGGCUGAAAAAGCUCUGCAUCAGUCACAACAACAUCCAGUACCUGCCAUCACAGAUUGGGGCACUGCAUUGUUUAGAGGAGCUGGACAUAAGCUUCAAUGACAUAUGUGAUUUCCCGAGGUCCUUCUCACAGCUCAAGAGGCUCCGUUCUCUGGAUGCUGAUCACAAUAAGCUGAACCAGUUUCCCCCAGAGAUUCUUGCCCUCAGUGACAUGGAGGAGCUCGACUGCUCUGGAAAUACGUUUGCGUGUCUACCAGAUGACAUCAUUAAGCUGCAGUCCAUCAAGAACCUGUGGCUCAGCAGCAUUCACAUCUCCACGUUACCAGACACGUUCUGUCACCUGCAAAACCUAGAGAGCCUGAUGCUGGACAGUAACAACCUCACAGCUCUGCCUCAUUCCUUUGGCAACCUGCAGAGACUUAAAAUGGUCAAUCUAUCCUCUAAUGAGCUUGAGGAGUUUCCCCAGGUUAUCCUAAACAUCACAGGACUAGAAGAGCUUUACCUGAGCAGAAAUAAACUGUCUUUUGUUCCAGAGGAGAUAGGCCAGCUGCAUAGGCUGGCAAACCUCUGGUUAGACAAUAAUAACAUUACUUAUCUGCCCAACUCCAUUGUGGAGCUAAAUAGAUUGGAGGAGCUUGUUUUACAGGGUAACCAAAUAGCCAUACUUCCAGAUAACUUUGGAAAACUCUCCAAGGUAAACAUUUGGAAGGUGAAGGAUAACCCCCUCAUCCAGCCUCCCUAUGAGGUCUGUAUGAAGGGGAUCCCCUACAUCGGUGCUUAUCAAAAGGAACUCGCACAUUCCCAGCUGGCUGUGAAACCCAGGUUAAAACUGGUCCUGAUGGGAAUGAAAAAUGCUGGGAAAACACAGCUCAGGCAGAGUGUUGUGAGUGAGCAGCAGGAUGCCAACUCUGCUCAGGGAAACAAAGGGGUUGAUGUGACUAACUGGGUAGCGGACGCCGAUCGCAGUCUUACAUUUUUAGUGUAUGACCUGUCAGGGAAGCCAAACUAUGACCUCAUCAAACCUUUUUUUCUCUCACCUGGUGCUCUGUACAUCCUUGUUGUGAAUCUGAAAGCAUACUCACCCAAGAGCUUUUACACCCACGUGGGCUACUUCCUCCACCUCCUCAAUGCCAAAGUGCCCCACGCUGUGGUCUGCAUGGUGGGCACGCACACAGACCUGUGUGGAGACAUGGAGGUGGAGGGGAAGAGCCUUGAUAUCCACAGACAGAUUUCCCUGCAGGAGAAGUGGGACACCCAUUGCCUGCGGAGCCUUGCCCAUCAGGUGGACCAGGCCCUGGAGCAGGGCUACAACGUCCGCACCUCCAGCCCUCACAUCCUCUUCUACGGCGUCACAGACAAAAACCUGAGACGGAAGAAAGCCCAGCUGCAGUACAUGCUGAACCACAGGCUACAGAUCCUGUCCCCUGUCCUGUGUGUCAGCUGCACGGAGAGCCAGAUAAAUAUCCAGAGGCUGAGGGAGAAGCUCAUGUCAGUGGCUGACCAUCGCGACAUCUUCCCCAACCUCCACCGCGUGCUGCCCAAGUCCUGGCAGAUGCUGGAGGAGCUGCACUUUAAGCCCCAGGAUCUGUGGCUCUCGUGGUGGGACUCGGCCGGUUUGGGCCUCCAGGCUGGGCUCACGGAGGACCGCCUGCAGAGUGCCCUGUCCUACCUACACGAGAGUGGGAAGCUACUCUACUUCGAGGACAGUCUGACACUAAAGGAGUAUGUCUUCCACAACCUGCCACGCUUCAUUGCCAUCCUCAACGUCUUCUUCCAGAGGGAUGAGUCCACGCUGCUGGAGAGACUACUAUCGGACAGUGAGAAGGGGGACAAGAGGAGGGCUAGUGUAGUUAUAGAUGGGGAGAAGGGAGAGAACCUCAGGGCUACCCAUCUACAGCACCAAGUGGAGGGCUUCCUCAGCCACGGCCUCCUGUCUUCUAACGUCAUCCGGCUGCUCCUGAGACCUCUCAUCCAAACCCAGCAGGACCUCCACCUCAUCAUGGAGCUGCUAGAGAAGAUGGGGGUCUGCUACUGCAUUAACAAGCCCCGCAGCAAGCCUCUGAACGGGGCCACCGUCUGGUACAGGUUCCCCAGCUAUGUCAGCAAUGAGGAGCCCCAUGCCGAGGCCUGGGUGAACGGCAGCUCAGUGGCUGCUAGUCAGUUCUUCUCUGUGGAGCAGCUGCAGAUUGAAUACAGCUUCCCCUUUCUCUUCCCUCCUGGACUGUUUGCACGCUACAGUGUGCAGAUCAACAGCCAUGUGGUUCAGCGGUCAGACAGUAGGCACCAGAUCUUUGCCUAUCGCGGUAAAGUGCCUGUGGUGGUCAGUUACCAGCCGGCUCGGGGCAGGCUGCAGGCCGAGUCACUGUCCAUAGCCAGCCAUGCCUCCCUGCCAAAUAUCUGGACUGCUUGGCAAGCGAUAAUCCCACUGGUUGAGGAGCUGAAUGUCCUUCUGCAGGAGUGGCCCGGGCUCUACUACACUGUUCAUGUUCUGUGUUCCAAGUGCCUCAAGAGAGGGUCACCCAACCCACACACCUUUCCGGGUGAGCUGCUAAGCCAGCCGCGCCCCGAGGGGCUGACUGAGAUCAUCUGCCCAAAGAAUGGUUCGGAGCGGGUCAACGUGGCACUGGUUUACCCCCCUAUGCCCACCGUGGUCAGCCCCUGUCUCAAAUGAGCCCUUCUGCCUAGCCUCUACUGUCCUGUCUGCCUCUCUAGCCAACUCCUGAGUCUGAACACCACACCCCAGCUCUCCCUCUGAAUCUCCUCAACCUACCCAGGCAGCAGCCUGACUGGACACAUAGCCAUGCAAGGUCACAGAGAUAUGCACCGUCAGCUGGAUGGAGCAGAGCAGAUAACUGUUAUCCAGCUGUUACUACAUGCCUCACCAUGGUGACAAAGAUGGUAUUAAAGGACUUUGACUGAAAGCAAACCUGGGUUGUUAAGACCCAUGCAAGCCAUCCAGAAGCAGUGUCUUUUCCAACUACUCUCUACUGCCCUCAAACUCUGACAAACCUCUGCCUACAACCUACCCAAGACGAAACACAGGAAAUCAACCUAUCCAUGCUAUCAAUUCAACAACAAGAGAGAUGAGUGGGCAAAGACUUGGAAUGGUUUCUCUCUUUACUACUUAGUGGUGUCAUGAAAUGUCGGAAACCUCUUGGCUGGACUGCUACCCAUUCUAACUUCCAGUAAUGCUGCAUAUUCUGUCCACAUGUCAAGGUUGUGAUUGAUGAACGUAGGAAAGAGAACUGACUUAACCUCCUACGUUAUCAUGCUGUUUGUAAACCAAAUAUUGUCUUGUAUAGCCAAAUACAUGAACCACAUUCUCCUGAACACACAUUACCCAUGUACAGACCUUAUUCUUUGCUUUAGCCUUUGUGAAUGGACAGAUGUAUCAUAUGAAGUAAAUGCUGGGUCUUACAUAUUAUGACAGACAUACUGAACAAAAAUAUAAAUGCAACAUGCACCAAUUUCAAAUAUGUUACUUAGUUACAGUUCAUAUAAGGAAAUCCAGUCAAUUGAAAUAAAUGAAAUGGGCUCUAAUCUAUGGAUUUCAAAUGACUGGGAAUACAAAUAUGCAUCACAGAUAACUUUAAAAAAAUAAGGGCAUGGAUCAUCAAACCAGUCAGUAUCUGGUGGAUAUUCCUGCAGUUAGCAUGCAAAUUGCAUUCUCCCUCAACUUGGGACAUCUGUGGCAUUGUGUUUUGUGACAAAACUGCACAUUUCAGAGUGGCCUUUUAUUGUCCCCAGCACAAGAUGCACGGGUGUAAUGAUCAUGCUGUUUAAUCAGCUUAUUGAUAUGCCACACAUGUCAGGUGGAUGGAUUAUCUUGGCAAAGGAGAAAUGCUCACUAACAGGGAUGUAAACAAAUUUGUGCACAAAAUGUAAGAGAAAUAAGCUGUUUGUGUGGAUGGAAAAUUUCUGGAAUCUUUUAUUUCAGCUCAUGAAACAUGGGACCAACACUUUACAUGUUGUGUUUUAUAUUUUUGUUGAGUGUUAUGUAAGAUCAGGGGACUGCCUUUAUGCCAAGGAAAUUCCAGUUCAGCUGGAUUUGAAAAGAUGUUUCAUUUUAACAUAUCCUGACCAAACCAUGGUGUGAUGUAUAUGUGAUAUGCCAUUUCAACUUCAGUAAGAAAGGUACUCGGUUUCUCAUUAGACUUGUUAAAAAAUUAUCAUUGUAUGUAAAUAAAAUAUAAUGUUCUCUAAAGGAAACAGAAAAAGAAGACCUCUGAGUCAUAAGACUGGUCAUGUUGGAAGAGGAAUUUAUUUCAAGAUGUUUUUUCACUGCCAUGGGGAGAUACUGCAAUAUGUUUAAAACAUGGAAGAAACAAGUUAAUACACCAUUUGUGUGUAAUAUCUUUAUUUUUGUAUGUCAACACUCAGCCACAACAUCGCACUGUAAAUAAUGUUGUCUUGGCCAAUGUGAGAGUGUACAUACAAUUUUAUAUGUAGCUGGUCAAAGUAUGCCAAGUACUGGUUUUAAUAUUACCAUAUUGUUGAGUCUUUUUAAUUUCACCCUUUUUCUCCCCAAUUGGUAGUAGUUAGUCUUUUCUCAGCGCUGCAACUCCCGUAGGGACUCGGGAGAGGCGAAGGUCGAGAGCCUCCCAAAAACAACCCAACCUAGCCACACUGCUUCUUGACACAACGCACAUCCAACCCGGAAGCCAGCCGCACCAAUGUGUCGGAGGAAACAUACCCUUGGCGACCGGCCCGCCACAGGAGUCGCUAGUGCGCGAUGAGACAAGGAUAUCCCUGCCGGCCAAACCCUACCUAACCCGGACGACGAUUUGCCAUGGACCUCCCGGUCGCGGCCGGCUACGACAGAGCCUGGGCUCGAACACAGAAUCUCUGGUGGUACAUUGCGAUGCAGUGCCUUAGACCUGCGUCACCCGGGAGGCCCCGUCUUUUUCAUUUCUACUUUUUUUUUUUUUUACACAUUACUACCAAAGAUUUUUAUAACUAAACCAAGAUAGACCACAGCCUGUCGUUUCAAAUGCGAACAACUCAGUUAUAGUGGAAAGAACAAGCAAGGAGGUGGGCAGAGCCAAGCACGAGCUAGCAUACAUUUGCAUAUGUCUGUUAGGGAAGGCAUACUCUGUGAAUUGCGCGUGUGCAAUAAUUCAAUUAGCCUUUUCCCUCCUAAACAACAAAUAAAAUUGAAACUUUUGUUAGAGAUUCUAGUUUUCGAAACAGAAAACUGUAUUGAGAUUAAAUGUUUAAUCGAUGAGAAAAUUAGCAUAAUUUUGGCCAAAAUCCAUCUCGUUCCAUUUUCUCCUACUGCCAGCCACUGGGCUUCCUCCGUGGUAACGCCAAGCUGAUGCUUCACAUUUAUACAUCUGGUGAAAUAUCUGUCUCAUUGUUCUAUCUGUGCUACUACUGUAGAUAUGAUGGCUCUAGGACCUUUUAUGGGAAUAAUAUUUCGAUACUGCUCGAUGACUGUUUAUAUAUCUUGACAUUGAGGAUCACAACAAAUAACAUUUCUGAAACAAAAUGUCACACAUUUUACAUAUUGAUUAGAGUCGAGAGGCUAGUUUCUCUACCCUCUGUAUUUGAAUGGAAGUUCUUACUCUGGUUCUGCCAACUACACAUUAAAUCAAAUCAAUUUGUAUUUGUCACAUGUGCCGAAUAAAACAGGUGUAGACCUUACAGUGAAAUGCUUACUUACAAGCUCUUUCCCAACGAUGCAGAGUUAAAUAAGAUUUUCUUUUUUAAAUGCAUGAGAAACAAAACACACAAGAAUGAAGCUAUAGUAUAUACAAGUAGUACCAAUACCAUAUCAAUGUGCAGGGAUAUGUGGUAAUUGAGGUAGAUAUGUACAUGUAGGCAGGGGUAAAGUGACAAAGCAUCAGGAUAUACACUCAGUGGUAAGUUUAUUAUGUACACCCAUCUUGUACCGGGUCGGACCCUCCUUUGCCUCCAGAACAGCCUGACUGCCAUCAGCAUGCAUGACACAACAGGAAUCAUUAUUCGUCAUACCAGGCAAUGUUUUUCAACUUUACAAAGUCUGUUGGAAAGCACACUGAACCAGGUUUUCCUCUAGGAUUUUGGAUGUGCUUAGCUCUAUUUUGUUUAUUUAAAUCUUUAAAAAAGUCAGUGCCGAUGACAAGCAUACCCAUAACAUGAUGCAGCCACCACCAUGCUUGAAAAUAUGAGGAGCGGUAUUCAGUGAGGUGCUGUGUUGGAUUUACCCCAAACAUAACACUUUGUAUUCAGGACAUUAAGUGAAUUUCUUUGCCACAUUUUUUGCAGUUUUACUUUAAUGCCUUAUUGAAAACUGGAUGCAUGUUUUGGAAUAUUUUUACUCUGUACAGGCUUCCUUCUUUUCACUCUUGUCAUUUAGGUUCGUUUUGUGGAGUAACUACAAUGUUUUGAUCCAUCCUCAGUUUUCUCCUAUCACAGCCAUUAAACUAUGUAACAAUUUAAAAGUCACCAUUGGCCUCAUGGUGAAAUCCAUGCGUGAAAUCCAUCCUUCCUCUCCGGCAACUGAGUUAAGGACACUUGUAUCUUUGUAGUGACUGGGUGUAUUGAUACACAAUCCAAAGUCUAAUUAAUAACUUCACCAUGCUCAAAGGGAUAUCCAAUGUAUGUUUUGUUGUUGUGUUUUUUUCAUCUACCAAUAGAUGCCCUUCUUUGCGAGGCAUUGGAAAAUA
Molecule: messenger RNA, 7524 nt
Organism: Salvelinus fontinalis (brook trout)
Lineage: Eukaryota; Metazoa; Chordata; Actinopteri; Salmoniformes; Salmonidae
Product: malignant fibrous histiocytoma-amplified sequence 1 homolog
Exons: 3
Coding region: 480-3548 (1022 amino acids)
Molecular function (GO): protein binding
Source: RefSeq, a predicted model, not a curated record